CGUUUUGAAUAUUGAUUGUUUUUGUUGUUGGUGUCUGUUGGUUGUGUGUGAUUUAACAAUACAAAGAAAAUGCUGGAUGGAUGGUACUGUCGUUCAAUGGCAAACGAGGCUGCAGCCGCCGAAGAAGAAGAGCAGGCAAACGAAGAGUCAAAGUGUAAAAAACAAUACAAGUUUCUAAAACGAAAGUUCAGGCACCUCAUUUACGAGAAUGAAGCGUUUCGGGUAGCUCUACGAGCAGCACAGAAACGCCUACUGACCGUGACACGAGACCGCAACUUCCUCCUAGAUCGUCUGUUACAACACGAGAAAAUCGACUCAAGCUCGGAGAGCGACGAAACCGAAUCAUCUGACGAUCAGGAUGCAGUUAGAGUGGAGCCGUUGAAAAAGAGACGAAUUGAGACGGGAAACGGCUCGAGCAGUUACAGUAAAGUGUUAAGUUCUGUGAAACGAAAGAGGCCGACAGUUGCACGACCGGUUAAGCAACAGUUAAAUCAUCCCAUGUUGCAGAUUCCCGUGCCGAUAUCGUCCAGUAAUUUAUCUGAUGGUCACAUGACACCCGAGGAGGUGGAGAGGCACUUGCAGUCGCGUCAGAGCUACAUGGAGUUGGUUCCGGAACGUGCACCUUUAACCGUACCGACGGAGAUGUUCAGCAACGAGCCCUCUCUCGACAGCGAGUCGAAUCACGAUCUUGGGGACCUUGAAACAUCACCGAGUAAUAUAGGAGAAGAAUUGAGCAUCGACAUGAUUCCAGAGUGAAUGUUUAAAAUACGGGAUUUUGAUCUAAUGGUAUUUGUGUUUUCGAAUUUCAAACAGAAUUUGUGUUUGAAUUAUAUUUUCUGUGCGUUUUUUUUUUGGAUAUUUAAACAAUAAACGUGUUCAUACCUGAUUGUA
Molecule: messenger RNA, 891 nt
Organism: Photinus pyralis (common eastern firefly)
Lineage: Eukaryota; Metazoa; Arthropoda; Insecta; Coleoptera; Lampyridae
Product: INO80 complex subunit E
Exons: 5
Coding region: 70-756 (228 amino acids)
Biological process (GO): chromatin remodeling
Cellular component (GO): Ino80 complex; nucleus
Source: RefSeq, a predicted model, not a curated record